This is a messenger RNA of Hipposideros armiger (great roundleaf bat), 5365 nucleotides long. RefSeq names its product translation initiation factor IF-2-like. Bases 651 to 1571 code for a protein of 306 amino acids. Lineage: Eukaryota; Metazoa; Chordata; Mammalia; Chiroptera; Hipposideridae. The transcript has 2 exons. The record is from RefSeq and is a predicted model, not a curated record.
ACAGAGAUCCGGCUGAGUGUCCAGAAGUCCCGGGGCCUGGACCACCCCGGCAGGCUGGCGAGACCAGCUCCGACAGCAGGGACUCAGGAGACGCUUCUGGGCUGCUCGGGGUGGCGGUUCUGUCCCCCGAGUCCGUGCAUGGACCUGGGCAGCCAGGCCCAGUGGUCGGCUCUGAUGCGUGUCUGGGCUCUGCUGGGUUAGUGCCCGGCUCCCUGGACAGCUGCAGGGGCUGGUUCCAAUACCAGACUGCCUCGUGGGCACGUGUCAAUGUCCCAAGGAGGUGUCUCAGUGCAGGCCCCUGAAGCUGGGACAUUCAGAGCCCCUCUGGGGUCCCUCCUCUGAUGCAGGAAUGAGGGGGCCCAACCCUUCCGGGAGGCACACACACAGGCCCCCAGGGCCCAAACUGCCGCUCUGCACACAGCCCAAGCUGUACAGUGGCGGACAGGUGAGGGGGGCAGGUACCAUGAUGGGCCAGUGGGGCCAGAGCCCCUCACCCCCUCGGCAGGGACCCCUCCCUUUGGGCCCAGCCUCCCAUAUAAGAAUAAAGAGGAAAACACAAUUUUGAGGCCAGCCCUGUUCUGAGGGACACACAGGCCACAGGCUUUCCUCUUUAUGGGUCUUGUGCUGAGCGUGGGUUGGGGUCAGUGGGGAUGGGUAGGGGAGCCCCAGGAAGGUCCAGUGGCAGAGGGAUGGCGGGCACUAGGCCCUCCAGGGAGGGUCACAAGCUUGCUGGGGCCCAUCUCCACAGACCUGCCUCUUGUUGUGCCUGCUCUGUCCCCAGGGCCUCAGAGCCCAGCCCAGCCUGGCCCUGCCCCACCCGCCUGCCUGCAUCUCCCGGGCCUCCACCCUGCCGUCCUCCUGCCUUGCAGAGGGGUGGUGGGCUGCAGGCUACUGGGGCCUCAGGCGCCCUGCAGGGCCCACCCUGCCCCAGGCAGGGCUGCAGGAAAGGCCUCCUCCCCCACCGGGAGCACCUGCUCCUCACGCAAGGCUGGUCUGCCAGCUCCACUGAAGCAGCCCAGCCAGGCGGCACGGGGCACCUGGGGCAGCAAGGGGCAGACGCCGGCAGGCCCCGGGCCAGGGGCACUCCCUCCUGGGCCUCAUGUCCACAUCGCUGCAUUCAGUGGGGCUGGAGCCCUAACCCACCUCCCGCUCCCCUGCCUGCUCUGCCCUCCAGGGCCCUGCUGAAAACCAAUUCUACCAGGGGGCCUGCUCAUGACACGCAUGUGGGAGGUCUCUCCCGGGCUGUCCCCAGUGCUGCUGACCCAGGGUGUGGAGGCCGAGCACAGCAGGUCUGCCCUCUCAGACUCUUGGGGUCACCGCUGUCCGGGUGUCCCACAGCUUGGCUCCCAAGGGCGGACCUGCUGUUUCCCCAGGCGCCCCGUGGUCAGCAGAGGCCAAGGGGCCCAGGGAUUUCCAGGUGCUUGGCUGUGGGAACUGCACAAGUGACAGGGGGAGCAGGAGAGCAAAGGGGGUGGGGGGGCCUGGGGCCAAGAAGGGAUGCCCCACAAGCGAGGGUGGGCAGGUGGCACCAGGCCUUGGGGGCUGAGGACAGAGAUGGUGCUGGGAGGUGAGCCUCGUGGGCUGCCGGAGGGGAGAUGAGGAAGGCUGACGUGGGCCAGGCUUGGGGACGGGGAGAGAGGCUGGGGGCUCAGCCUUGGCCAUCAGAAUGGUCACUGGCGCUUCCAGCAGACCCAAGCCCUGCCCUGGGGUGCUGGUUCAGUCCUUUGGGAGGCUGGGAAUUCAGACAGCCCACGCGUGACUGGCAGGACCCGGGUGUGGUGGUGUCACUGUGCCCUCCCAGAGAUCCCAUCAUUGCAAUAUCCUUGUGUGGGCACGCGGGUAGUGAGUCCCCUCAGUAGGGUUCUCCACCCACGGUUGCACCCACAAUCGCAGCCUGGGGCACGCGGUGUCCACAGACAAGAAAGGAAAACUGAGGUCCCCAGAAAAUGGGGUUUGCGGCAGAGCACAGGCCAGACUGCCUCCCUGUAGACACUGUACCCCGUAUGCCACACAUUUGCCCACAGCUGAGUCCUGCCUGCCAGGCUGGGGGCCAGAGCAGCCCAGACACCCUGACUCCCUCCCCUGCUGAGUGCCCAGCACCAACGUCUGCUGGCCCGAGGACACACACGCAGGCAUGAAGUGCUUCUGAGCAGAGCCCCACCUUUGUUUGGGGUAAACAUGGGUGCCUAGGAACAGGCACAGGCCAUUGUGGACCAGUGGGCAUCAGAUGACCCCUGCCAGCUGCAGGGCCCAGGCGUCAGGCCACAGUCCACUCCCAGGUGCGUGAGCCAGCCCAGUGCUGAGCCCAGGGCCUGCUGACUACCCAGAGACCCUGGUCUGUGCUCCCCCAGGCUGCACGUGGGCUGGUGACAAGGUCGGGGCAGGGACACUACCUGCCGUCCUCAGGCUUUGGCCUGGCUGCUGUCUGCAGGGGCGAGGACAGCUGGGCCAAAUGGCACCGGUCAGCUGGGGGGGGGGAUGGCUCUGCGCCCUCAGGCUGUGGGCUGGUUUGGAAAACCACAUGGAGGGGGCACUUGCCCAGGGUCCCCAUGAGACACACGAGGACUGUUGAGGCCUCUGAGGAGUGGCCCUACCUCCGGGGCUGCUCUCAGCCUCUGUCCCGGGUGUGCAGUCUCCAGGGGCUGCAUGCCCAGUGCCCUGUGACAGUGCGCCAGGGCACUCCCGGGACCUCAGGGCAGUCCUGGGGAUUCCCAGGCCUCAGCAUCGCCAUCUGCUCAGUAGCACCCCACUUCCAUGUCCCUGGGAGAAUGGCCCUGUCAGCAGGGGUGGGGCGCAGAGGCGGGCCGUAGCCCCUCCGGCUUCUCCCCUGUGGGCUGGAGCCUGGGUCAGGCACAGGUCCAAGCCUCCCCGGGGGCUGAAGCCACCCCCACUGCCCCCUGCCUGGCCUGGCCAGUCACUCAAAGUCCCCGUGGAUGUCAGCUGCCUCCCUGGCAGGGAUCUGAGAAAGGAGGGUGUUCUCACUUCUGGACACGGUAACAGGACCAAGCCAAGCCGGCCCACUGGGGAGUCUGACCAGCUCUGAACUUCCUGGCCCUGCACGUAUCUGACUGGCUCACUCUCCUUGGAGCCCAGGGACGGCGGGCCCAGGCCCAGCAGGGGUGCUCUUGUCCUGGGGCUGCCUGGGCUCAGCUCCGUGCACAGCCUGUCCCCAGAGAUCCUGAGUGGUGACCUUGGGACAUGCAACACAUACCCUAAUGCUCCCCCCCACCUGCAUCUAGAGACCCUCCCGCCUCAUGUAGCCUCUGCUACCCCCCUUCACACCCCAAGGUUCGUGCAGCCCUGAGACCCAACCCCGAUGUCCCUGUUGGGGGUGCCUCUCCACGCCCCUCCUUGCCCCCAGUUUCAACACCAGUGGGACUCUCGGGAUGGAGUGAGCUAUGCCUGUGGGCCUUGUCGCUCACGUGUGUCCACAGCCUCGCUCUCUAGUGUCUGUCCUGCUCCUGGCCCCCUUUCACAGCCCUUGUGCCUCGUACCCUAUGUGCCUGGAAGCCCCCCACUGACCUCUGAUCUGCCAGGUACCCCACCCCGCAUGACCCACUCAGCCACCAGCUCCCCACACCACACAGGUCUCCACAUGGCUCAGAAUGGCUCCUUUGGCCACACAGCACCCACUUAGGUUCUCAGGGGGGGCCCACCUGGCUUUCUCCCCUGUGAGGCAGCCCCUUGCCCCACCCUGUCGUCAGCACUGAGGGCCGAGGGAAGUGAGCUCCUGUCUGGGACAGAAACCAGCUCUUCCAUCUCCGUGUGCAGGACGAGUGGACAAAGGGAGCAGAGAGGUGAGGGCAGGGGAGUCGGCAGCCCCUCGGAAGCCGUGGGUGGUCGGCAGGAGGCAGGUUUCAUCAGGAUGGUGCAUGCCACUCAGCCAGCCUGUGCUCAGGGUGGAGAUGCCUGGGUGAAGCCACGAAGGCCCCCCGCAAGUGAUGCAGGGCUCCACGUGGUCUGGCACCAGCCAACAGGUUCCUGCCACUCAUUCAUUCAACCCAAACCAGGAGCUGCUCUCCAGUGGGUGACCAGUGCCAUCUGAGGGUGCCGAUGUGGAGGGAGGCCUGCUUCUGGAAGCAACACCAGGCGUUCCAGGCCCCAAGCAGCUGCCCCUCUGCCCCCAGAGGCCCCUGGACCAGCCCGGGGGGCAUGGUGACGUGUUCCCCAACAGAUCCCUUGGAGAGAGGCCCCAGAGCACCGACAAGCUGCAGGACAUGGCCCUUGAUGAGUGAGGCCACUUUGCACAUCACCGCAGUUCUCCACCACCAGCCUGAGGCUGGCUUGCCCUUCACAGGGGACCUCGGCAGGACACAGCCCUGCCAGAGGGGGGUGGUGGCAUAAAAGCUCCUGUGGAAACCAAGAGAAACCCAGCAGGGUGCCCUGUACCGAGCCCGGAGGGCACACUGAGCCCUGGUGACGUCCUCACUGCAGUCGGAAGGGUGGGUUCUAAAUCCUGCCUCAGUGGCCAGAAGCCUCUGACGAAGGUAACUCUGGACAUGGAGGAACGGCUGGGAGUGAACAGCCGGCUACCGUGGACCUGGGGCCACCUCCAGGCUGGGGACAGGGUGCAGCAGGGGAAACUGUGAUGGCCAGUGAGGUGGGCGGGCCCUUAGCUCCUGCCUGGGCCUGGGGGGUGGGGUCAGGCAGCAGGAAGGAGCACAGAAAGGGGGAGCUGGGCAGUAGAGGGGCAGGGACUCCCAGAAAGCAGGUGAGCAGAGCUCAUGGUCCCUGUGUCUCAGCAGAGAGCACAGAGAACAACAGCACAGGACGGUUGAUGAUGGUCUCGGGGUCACUGUGAGGUGGCCACAGCGGGAAGCCACGAAAGAGGAAAGGCACAGGCCAGCAAGGCCACAGCCCAGCCCUGGGGGCCGGACUGGGGGUGAGAAGAGAAGGUGGCACUGGGGCAGGAGGGGUGCCCGUGCGAGGCAGGGCGCCGGAGCCCCCCACAGGCCCUGAAUGCGGCUGGGGAGUGCUGCUGAGGGUGAGAAGGCAUGGCAGCCGUGGGCGGGGACCGGGACACCACAUCAGGUCAGCGGUCAACAGUUAGCAAACAGGAAGGGAGGCUGCCCUGGAAACGGGUCCUGGAGGCGAAUAGAACGGCAGGAGGAACCCAAGGCCCAAGACUGGAUGGUCACCGCCUCCCAGAAAAGCGUCGCUGACCCACAGAGCCCCUCCCCCCAUCACUCAGCCCUCUUGGUACAUGAACCCUUUGUGGAGUCAGCCAGUCCCAUGCCAGAGGGAAUGAGGGAUGGGUGUGUCUUGGUGACCCUCAGGGAAGCUGAGGUCCCCCGCCGCCCUCCCCCACUGAAGGGCCCAGUGUCACACCCAUGAGACACCCCACCCACCCCCUGAGGAUCGGGUG